GUAUACAGCUUGAAUGUUGACAGACGUUGGUUGCCUAAGCAGGCAAGUGCGAGCCAGUUCCUGCAGCCAACGAGAAGGUAGAAUCAUUCUCUGUGUGGUAUCAUGAGUCGCGGGACUCCCCAUCUCGUUGGAUAUGAGGACUUGAGUUACAAUGAUUCCCUUGUUGGGAACAACUCCAGGAACGGGGUCAACUCCAAGACGACCUGUUUGCCUGCAUCUGACAAGGCUGCCACCAGCUUCCUGCCCAGCCCACCGCCGUCUCGGUCAUCCACUAGAACUUCGCAUGGGGGGUCGAUGAGCUCCCCACUUGCGGUGAACGGCCAAGCGGCUGAGAUUCGUACUUGCUCUCACUGCCGCAAACAGUUCCAUCGUCUCUGCGACCUCAACAAGCACGCCAGGUCUCACACCCGGCCGUUCAAGUGCACCUUUCCCAAGUGCAAGUAUCGUACGCUUGGCUGGCCAACACGGAAAGAACUUGAGCGGCAUAUCAACGAUAAGCACGCCUCUACGCCGCAAACCUAUCCUUGUCUUUUCCAGCCAUGUGCGUACCGGUCCAAGCGUCGGUCAAAUUGCAAGCAACAUAUGGAAAAGACUCACGGGUGGAUCUACCUACGGAGCAAAUCCAAUGCUAAGAGGCUCUCAGGCUGCACGAUGGGUGAGAGCGAUGCAGAAACGCCCAAAGGAGUGACGGGAACAGGACCCGUCAUCGCUUCUCAUAAUUCGACCAAGGGGUCCGUGGCCCUCAAAGCUGGAUGCGACUUCCUCCUCUUUCCCGAUGAUUCCGAUCUCUCUGCUGCUCCUGGCCAAGACAGCGAUGGGGAUAAUGAGCUCUUAGAUUUGGAUACCCAGGACGCCCAAGACAACCAGGUACUCAUCCCUUGGACCUCGCCGAAUACCCGUCUCCGAACGAACGUUACCUUCCUUCGGCGCUUCAGUCAAGCUUACGAACCUUCCGACAAGUCGGCCAAAGACGAUCUCCCAAUCGACCCUCGUCUGGCUCAGGUUACCCACAACCUAGACUCACCGUCUGCGAUUGUGGUUAAUGACCUCGAGCUAUCCUGCAAUAAGGGUAGCGAGGCGCUUGCUGCCGCGGUCGACGGGUCGACGGAAACGUACUCGUCUAACAGCGGUUACAGAGCUCGCCGCUCCUUUCCGUCCUGCCACUCUGAGCCAGUUUUCGAUGUCUCUCAGGAAGGAUCUGUCCGCGAAAGGGCCGGAGGGGCGGCUGCGCCUUCUCAAAGCCAUGUCACCGCAAGCAGCAGUGCAGCUCCUUCCGGGUCAGAUAAUCGCGCCAGUCAAAAGGCAGCCUUGCGUCCCUUGGGUCUAACGCCACUCAAGCAAACUGACGGUGACGAAGAUGACGGAGACCGCCCUAGGAAGCGCUCGAAGCCGUCACCGAAAGUCGAGUUCAAGGACACUGAGAUGCCGGACAUCUUCCAGUCAGCCCAUCCGCUGAUCUACAAUCGAGUCAACAAGGCACUGUAUAGUUCGUGCCAUUCGACACAUAAAGAUAUAUCCACCCUUGUGCGGCACCUUGGUCGGGCACCUCAUAAACUUCAGGUCCAUGAAAGAUUCAUAUCUUCCUUCGAAGUUCGUGAUGAAGGGCACUGCCAUGCAAAGGUAGGCAUUUGCAGGCGGUGUUGGAGGCGUUUUCAUGACCGUGAUGCUUUCAAUAGCCAUAUCGCGAUUGAAUGCGAAAAGAUCUCCAGGGGCAAGAAGGAGAAAUGGAAGAUUCUUUUCGACACCUUUACGCCCAUCGUGGGAUUCGCAACUCCUGGUCAGUCUGACGAAUCUGGUAUGCCCGAGAGUCACCUCCACAGCUCCUCAUCUGGGCCGCCGAUCGAUACCAUGCAGCAGCAACAUGGGGUCAAACCCUGCAACGAACUGGAUCCCGCAUCACCCGCCGCCUCGGGCCCGCCUCCAACGACGGUAGACCUAAGCCAGCCGGUGGCUUCCCAACAUCUCAACGAUGGUGACUUUGUUCCAAUGUCCGAGUAUCGUCGUCUCUGUGCGGAAUUCCAGUCCGUGAAACGGUUGGUGGCAGCCAUCAUCCUCCAAGGGGGCCGCCAUGCUGCAUUGGCGCCAUCUCACCAAGCAACCCUGAGCAUCAUCAAUCCCGAUAUUUCCCGGCUGAGUAACUGGCCCGCUUCGAUGCCACAAAACACGCCCGUGGAUGCGCCGGACGGAGAUGCCGAUGAGGCCGUCAAGAAUACCUCUAAUCGCCCACCAGAUCGGGAGAGUCUGGUCGGGCACAUGAACUCUCAGUCUACCGACGUCGAUCCCCAGGGUCUGAUGGAGGAGGUGAAUGAGAGCUUAUCCCGAAAGAAUUCAGGGUUAAGCUCCUACCGGUCUACCGUUCGCCAUGUGCCAAAUAGUCCGCCGACUCGUUUCGAGCCUCACGAAACUGGGAACGCCACGACACCAACCCGAGAUGGGCAACAGAAUGGAUCGCGUGGACAGCCCACAUCCAUCCCCGACUCCGGCUAUGGAAGUGACAAGAAGAUAGGCAACAUUGGCGAAGCAGAGCUGGCCGAGCGUUUCAGAAAGGUGUCUCCCCGGCCCGCGAGCCCUCAAAUGCCGGUGCCUCGUCACCAUCACCAUAAUACGAACACGUCAGGGGUCCAUAAGCCGCUGCCGCAGGACCAUCACGAUGGGGGAGGUCAGAGGGGGCCAGCAACGAAUCCGGAUCCCGUCAUGCCAGUGCCUUCGUGGAACCCGGAGCCCGGUAUACCGAUGCCGGUGUGGGAGCCAGACCCGACUUUCGUUGAUGACUUCGUCCCGGACCCUUUCCCUCCUUUUGGCUCUGGGGACGAGGAUUUUCAGUUUCCUGGCUCUCCUGGUUUUGAUAGCCAUGGUUUCUGAUUGGAAGUCUGGGUGAGGAAUACUUGUUGAUUCACAUAGAUUUCCUUCUUUUGGAUACUUGUUUGAUUUAUUCCCUUCGAUGUAUGAUUGUUCAGCAAUAAGCCAACUAU
Messenger RNA from Phialemonium atrogriseum, 2972 nucleotides. RefSeq lists its product as uncharacterized. Gene Ontology annotation, cellular component: nucleus. Gene Ontology annotation, biological process: regulation of transcription by RNA polymerase II. The record is from RefSeq and is a predicted model, not a curated record. The transcript is spliced from 3 exons. NCBI's taxonomy places the organism in Eukaryota, Fungi, Ascomycota, Sordariomycetes, Cephalothecales, Cephalothecaceae. Bases 103 to 2862 code for a protein of 919 amino acids. Gene Ontology annotation, molecular function: RNA polymerase II transcription regulatory region sequence-specific DNA binding; DNA-binding transcription factor activity, RNA polymerase II-specific.